AUGGGUUGUUUUGGUGGUGAAGCUAUUGAAGAUUUAUCUGGAGAUGAUAAGCAACGUAUUCGGGGAUGUACAGACGUCUUAAUGUUAAUUAUUUUUAUUCUAUUUUGGUUUUUACUUAUCUUAAUAGCAGCUUUUGCUUUGGUUUUUGGACAUCCAAAACGUCUCACUCACGGUUAUGAUGAUUUCGGCAAUAUUUGUGGUGCUGAAAAUGAUAAGAUUGGAUCAUUGGAACAUUCAGGACUUGAUAUGAGACAAAGACCUUAUUUAUUUUAUUUAGAUAUAAGUAAUAUAAAAAAAUCAUUAAAAAUUUGUGUCUCUAAGUGUCCCGAUAGAGAUUUAAAUAGUAUGAACGAUUUAAGAAAAUUUUAUCUGGAGACGAAUUCUAGUUUAUGUCAGUACGAUUUCAAAUUUGAAGAUGUUAAAGCUAGACAACCGGAAUUAUUUUCUAGUGCAAUGGGUCCAUGUCCAGUUUUUCCAGUAUAUAAAAGCAUAAAAGUUUUAAAAAGAUGUGUUCCACAAAAUGUUUACGAUGUUGCUAAGAAUAUAAUUUCGAAUACAUAUGGAGCUAUUAAUAGUUGGGAUGCUGUGGAGCAUGUUUUAUCUGAUUUAUAUGCUACUUGGCCACACAUUCUAGUAUUUUCUCUAUUGGCUUUUGUGUUUUCCUUAAUUACAAUAUCAUUUGUACAUUUCCUUGCUUCGAUUGUUGCUUGGAUAUUUAUGAUAGUUAUUUCAAUAGCAUCUUUGGCUUGCACUGGUGUUUUGUGGUGGACUUAUGCAACUAUUAAGUGGGAUUUAGACGCAAAGCCUAUAAAUACUUGGCUAAUCAGAACCGUACAUAAUGAACAAGCAUUUUUAAUAUUUAGCAUUGUCGCAACUAUUUUAACAAUAAUUCUUCUUCUUGUCGUUUUUGUAAUGAGAAAACACGUUGGAUUUAUUUCAAAUCUGUUUAAAGAAUCUGCUAAAUGUAUGUCUCCAAUAAUUACAUUUCUUAUAUUGGUUGGAUAUUUUGCCUUUUGGUUAACUGUUGCCGUUUUUCUUGCUACUGCAAAUUACACUAGCGAAGAUAAAAUGAAACCAUAUGAAAAUUUACAAAUUCAAACAACCGUGCCUACGCAGCAGGUAAAUUCAUCGUCCAUAGGAUUUAUAGUACCUAGAAACUACAGCACAACAGAUUUGCAACAUAAAAGUUUCACAAGAGUUAAAUAUACCGACAGUACGUGGGUUAAAUACAUGUGGUGGGCACAUUUAAUUGGACUCAUAUGGAAUUCGGAAUUUAUAUUGGCGAGUCAGCAAAUGGUUUUAUCCGGAGCAGUUGCAUCCUGGUAUUUUAAAAGGAGUAGAAAAGAUGGUGGCGGUGAUUGGUUUAUACUUCAAGCAAUACGACGUCUUAUUUGCUAUCACAUGGGAUCAGUUGCUUUGGGAUCGUUUCUAAUAACAUUAUUUAAAAUUCCUAGAAUUAUACUUAUGUACAUACAGACAAAACUUAAAGCCAACAGCGAAAGCGAUUGGGCUAAAUGUUUGCUUAAAAGUUGCACUUGUUGUUUUUAUUUAGUUGAAUGUUUUAUACGUUUUAUGAAUCACAAUGCAUAUGCUGUCAUAGCAAUGCAAGGACAUAAUUUUUGUACUUCUGCUAAAAUCGCUUUUAAUACAAUCAUGAACAAUGUUGUCAAAUUUACGACGUUAAAUUCGGCAGGAGAUUUUAUAUUGUUUUUGGGUAAAUGCAUCGUUACCCUCUCGACGACGAUAAUUGCCGUCAUUUAUUUAAAACACGAAGAAGAUUUACAUUUUUAUGCGGUUCCCGUAUUAAUCACUGCCAUAUUUUCAUUUUUCAUAGCUCACGCCAUACUUUCUUUAUACGAGGCCGUCAUCGAUACAUUAUUUUUAUGCUUGUGUGAAGAUUCUAGACUUAAUAAGGAUUCUGGUAAAUGGAAAGAAAGUUUACUCGUCGCCAAUAGUAAUUUCAUAGCACAGGAACUCGCUCCAAUGAAUUCUUAA
This is a messenger RNA of Pediculus humanus corporis (human body louse), 1995 nucleotides long. RefSeq lists its product as uncharacterized. The transcript has 13 exons. Gene Ontology annotation, molecular function: transmembrane transporter activity. Gene Ontology annotation, cellular component: membrane. The record is from RefSeq and is a predicted model, not a curated record. Gene Ontology annotation, biological process: transmembrane transport. NCBI's taxonomy places the organism in Eukaryota, Metazoa, Arthropoda, Insecta, Psocodea, Pediculidae. The coding region runs from base 1 to 1995 and encodes 664 amino acids.